Mytilinidion resinicola is the source of this 1373-nucleotide messenger RNA. RefSeq lists its product as uncharacterized. The transcript is spliced from 2 exons. The record is from RefSeq and is a predicted model, not a curated record. Gene Ontology annotation, molecular function: protein binding. Bases 160 to 1296 code for a protein of 378 amino acids. Lineage: Eukaryota; Fungi; Ascomycota; Dothideomycetes; Mytilinidiales; Mytilinidiaceae.
CGAAACUCAAGGCGCUUCUUUUGAACGCUUCAUAACCUCGCCCGGCCACCCUAAACGGCGAUAUCCGCGAACUCAGUCCCAUCAUAGGCUGCAACUUGUAGACUUCCUCUCAGGUUUAGAUUGGACAAGUUGGUCCUAACGGAUCAGAAGAAAGUCACCAUGUCGGAGCACAUCGCCUGCAUUCACUGUCCCCUCUGUGGCGCCUUCUUCGAGCGAAUGACACUCGGACAACCGACGACUUGGAACCUCGCUUGGAAUAGGGAACGCUCGUCAGACUGGCAUGAGGAACUCCGUAUUGUGACAUCUCGGAAGGGAACCGCUCCGUUCAUUACCGGCGUUGGCUUCCUCUUGAAGGUCGCUCAACAUACGGUCUUAUUUGCGCCCCCUGAUGCCGCAAACUGGAGAGACCUUGAUGAUCGUGGGGUCGCCGAUGGCCAGUUUUUAAUACUACGCCCUGCCAGUUAUGAGGCCUUUGCAGUCUUACAACUUUACGAUUCCGCUUGGGCAUUCCCUGUCCACAAAGCGUGCUGGAAUCUACUGGAGUGUCGCACUUCAGUAUCAGGUUACGACGGCUCCACUCUCGCACUAAGCCUCUUCAAUUUCCUAAUUUCUCUCGACAUCCGUCCAGGACAACACAUUGAGCCCACGUCCGUCUACGGUGUUGAUACCAAAUGCCUAGACGCGAGCCUAGCGUCGCCUAGAAUGGCGACUAAAUGGAAGACUGUCCAUGCGAACCCUUGCGAACUCUCCGUGUUAAACAACUUACCUCCAAUCGACGAUCUCAUCAAAAAGUACGAGUCCGCAAGCUAUCCAGGUUGGCGACGGGGGAGGUCUUCCACACAUGGGCAACACACAACGAAUGGUUCCUGGGAUGCAUUAUACCACCUGCCUCCUGAGCUUCUUCAUAUGGUACUACUCUUGUUGCCUUCAAAGGAUGUGUGUGCACUCAGACUCGCUUCACGGGCUGUCGCAAACAACACACGGCCUCAAGAACUCCCACAAGCCUUCUGGCGAAGUAAAUUUCUCCCCGAGUCCGAGAUGGGGUUCGCUUACCCCGAGGGUGAUGUACAUCCUUCAGAGAUCAACUGGUUUCACAGGUAUCUGGCUGUGAAGAAGGCCUGUAAUUCCCGAACUAAAUACUAUGCACUGAAGAACAGGCGAAGAAUCUGGAGAAUACUCACGGAAAUCUCUGAAACCUUCGAAAAAUGCAACACUCGCCAGGGUGAUCAUAUCGUCCUUCCUAAUUUCGGAUGGAUUCCUCUGCCUCGAUAUCAGUCUCGAAUUAGAAAUACAUGAGCUAGCAGUUCUCUCAUACGGACGCCUGGUGCUGUUACGGAUAGCUAGCCUUGGUACACUGAGAUCAAAGGUCCAUA